This is a messenger RNA of Topomyia yanbarensis, 4847 nucleotides long. Its product is annotated as zinc finger protein 729-like. Gene Ontology annotation, biological process: regulation of transcription by RNA polymerase II. Bases 104 to 2272 code for a protein of 722 amino acids. The record is from RefSeq and is a predicted model, not a curated record. Gene Ontology annotation, molecular function: zinc ion binding; RNA polymerase II transcription regulatory region sequence-specific DNA binding; DNA-binding transcription factor activity, RNA polymerase II-specific. Gene Ontology annotation, cellular component: nucleus. Lineage: Eukaryota; Metazoa; Arthropoda; Insecta; Diptera; Culicidae. The transcript has 4 exons.
UUAAACAUCGUCUUUGGUUCAUUUAAGAGCAGAACAAAAAUAAGCAGAGCAAUUAAGUAUUAUAUGUUAUUUUCUAAAGCAUUAUUUUAGAAUAAAAUUAAGAAUGCACAACGUACAACUGGUAUGUCGAAUUUGCCUUUCCAAAGAUGAUGGUUCUGAUCCUUUUAUAAAUAUAAUUCCGAAGGAGCAGCCGGAUUCAGAAUUACCUAUACUCGUUGCUCUAGGAAAUAUUUGUGGAUUGGAGGUUUCGCCGGACGAUUCUUACUCGAAGUUGAUAUGCCCGAAAUGUCACACCCGACUAGAGGAUGCUUAUAAUCUGCGUUUGCUGGCUCAGCGGUCUGAAGUAACAUUUGCCAGUAUGUCUCCAAAAUCGGAAGCAGACAUGAUGGACGACGAUUUUCGCAUGUACCUCGAUAGCGAAGAUUCGGCUUCAACAAUCUCGCUUGAAUCAGAUGAUGAAUUUACCGAUAUGGAUUUUGAAAGUGAUGAAGAAAAUUCACUUGUACCUUAUUUUAAUGGACGGGUGCAAAGCGCAAACGAUGGACAAGCUUGUUGCGCAUGUGAUGAAGUGUUUCAAAGCAAGAAAGAUCUGAGGAAACAUUCAGCCGAGAAACAUCGCACUAAUAAACCAGCAAUUUUAGUAGUAGGAAGCGAGUACAAGUGUAACGUCUGCUAUGAACAUUUUGAGAGUACAGAAGCGGUGACAGCUCACAAGGCUGGUAAAAACAACGUCCGUCCGCCGAUACAGUGUGAAUACUGUAGAUGCAAGUUUCGUGUCUUGGAGGAUAUGAACGAACACAAAAGCACAUUCCAUAAGGACAAUCUGUUCAAAUGUUGUGGUUGUAGCUCCGUAUUUGAAGACCGAAUAGAGUUUCUCACACAUUGUCUAUUUCACAAACAUAAGGUGAAACAGAAAGCUAGUCAACUGAAGCACCCGCGAAAAAAAUAUGAUUGUCUGGUAUGCUACAAACAGUUCAAAAGUCUCGAAGAGCAACGAGUCCAUGAACUGGCACCCUAUGGAAUUGUCCGGACCCUGAAGAGUGCUAAAGAAGUUGCAGCAAGUGAAUCAAAACCGGCAGAAAAAUCCACUGCUAACGGUUUAUGCUGUGGUUGUUUUUUGGUCUAUGAAACCAAUUCCGAAUUAAAGGCGCACCAAGAUCAGGUGCAUAAAUCUAAUAGAACAGAGAAAAAUAAAGCUUCAGAGAAAAAUAAAGCUGAGUGCGGGGGUUGUUACCGACAUUUCCGCUCACAGUUUGCAGUUAAUAAGCAUCUGGUCAUGGCUGCUAGCAGGAAACGCUUCGACUGUAGCAAAUGCCCUGCGCUGAGACAUACUAUGCAGGAUAUCAUGAAUCAUUAUGAAACCCAUAAAGGACCAAAAUCAUUCCUGUGCUGCGGUUGCCCCAAGCGAUUUGAUUCGACUGAAGAGCUAGAAGAACACUCAAAAGAAGUCCACGCCAAGAAGCCUAAGAUAUAUCAUGACGGUGGUGUACCGGUGGAGCGACCAUUCGAAUGCAAUGUUUGUUACAGAAGGUACAACACCAGAAAAGACGUUCGUAAUCAUCAACAGCAAUCAUACACCUUGAAAGUGUUUGUAUGCGAUAUUUGCGGAAUGGGUUUUAAACAAAAGGCUGGUCUUACCACGCAUCUUUUAACACACGAAACGGAAGCGAAAUAUCCGUGUCCCGAGUGUGGGAAGAAGUAUAAAACGCCGGAGAAAGUUAAGGCCUGUUUAUUUAAACAUCAAAAUCCCCGGGCCCAUCAAUGUAAGAUAUGCAAUGCACCGUUCGAUAGUCGCGAAAAAUUGAACUCGCACUUGAUCUCGCAUUCAGACGAGCGUCGUUACAAAUGUGAGAUCUGUGAAAAAACUUUCAAACGUAGUUUCCAUAAACGGAAGCAUAUGACCCAACACAGCAGUGAACCGUGGUAUACCUGUCGAUUUUGCCCAUCUAUGUACCGGAGUACCAUAGCGCGUUCCAAGCAUGAAGUAAAGCACACCAAGGUGCAUCCUUAUCAAUGCGAGAUUUGCAACAAAGGAUUGUUGACGCGUGACACUUAUAUUAAGCACUACGAGAGGCAUAUUGACGAAUCAGACAAGGUGUUUCAAUGUGACCGUUGCGAAGUGCAUUACAGCAAGGAUCAUUUUCUGUCUAAUCAUUUGAUGUACACACACUUAGUUCAACCGACUGAUGAAAACUGGAAAAAGAAAUUCAAUCGACGCAAACCAGGACGGCAAAACGUAAAUGAGACCGAACCCGAUGCACAGAGCGAGUGAAUUGUAGCCGUGAGCAAUUUUCUACACAGCGAUGCGCGAAGGAUUGUAGCAAAGCGACGAGGUGUGCGAAAGACUGUGUUAAUCUGCAAUAUCUGGUCGCAGUUGAACACAUUGUUUAUUCACUUAGAAAACCGUUAGUCGAAGACACUACAGCCGAUCAUCAUUUGGUUAAACGCCCCAAUUCUUAUGCCCUAAAAAUACAAAGCUGCCCAGUAAAGCUCAGCGUGAAUUGAACUGGAAUUCUGACUGGUUCCAGUUCGUACACGGGCUCCAGUGGCACAACCGAUUCUAACUAGAAUCGGUUGUGUCACUGGAGCCAGAAUACGAACUGGAACCAGCCAGAAUUCCGGUUCAUUUCCGGCUGAGCUUAACUGGGUGUAAUUACAUUAUUAUACACACAAAACUAAGAAUGCUUAAAUUUUAUUUCUUACACAAAUUCGCCAGGUUUUCUUGCUUGAUAACUGUGGAAAUAGUUGCAUAUAUGAGUUUGGGUGGCCGUGCUCAUAUGACGUAUUCAGCUUAUGUACCAUAAUUAGGCAAUCUAUUAGAUGUUUGUUUGACAAUUCAACGGUGGGUUCUGUCAACAAGUCUACUCCUGCGAACAGAAAAACUCGUCCGACAAACAACUUUGUUAGUCCGAUUCGUUUGAUGUUGGAUCGAAUCAACGAUAUUGUCGGACGUCGCACCCCUCGGAGUAACGAUCGAAUCGAUUGUGUCACUGGAGCCGGAAUAUAGGUUUUACACCAUCCGACAUAACCCUACAAAAUGAGCCGGAUGAACUUCGUUUGACAAUUCUCGGUGGUUUGUUUAGAUGGAAGUUACGUGAGUUUGAAUGUAUCAGAUGAGCACCCUAGUGAGCACCCGUUGCACUCGCACUCCCGCUACUGGCAAUGUGAACAAACCACCGAGAAUUGUCAAACAUAAACUUCAUCAUGCGUCCAUUCGUGUCGUCAUUUUGUAGAACUCAAUUAUCGUUACAGACUGUUGAAACCUGGAAAAUCCAACCAGCGACAAUUGUUUUGACGUAGGACUACGUCUUUGUUUUCGAUAUGGGGGUGCACGUUGCAAAUUCAACAAAAAUGGUAUGUAACGAAAAGUGGUCCAAUUUUAAACGCUUAUAAUUCAGCCAUCUUACGAAAAAAUUUCAUUUUUUUGCGCAUAUCGCCCAGAAAUACUUCUAAGAAUUGAUUCCAAUAGAUAAACCCAAAGAUUUUUGAUAUAAUGGCAUUAAAAUUUUAAAUAAUGUUCAACAUAGUUAAAAUACCACGCAUUUGCACACAGAAGGCUGCGCUUCCCUAGUCUGGCACGACAGAUUUAUGUACCAAACGCGCAACGCUUCUAUGAAUGACGUCACCAUCGACUAUUUAAAGAGCAGAUUUGGUCGGGCAAGCUCAGUUAACUCUUGGACAGCAAGCAGAGCACUGCGCUUCAUGCUCCCACAGCCAGUGUAGCAGAGGCUGGCGUCGUGGUACUAGUUGUCUCUUUCGCACCACCCAUCAUCACCAGCGUCGACUCAUUUUGCUUGGUGCGUAUCUUCCAUUCGUGUACGGACACGAUGUACUGGAACAGCUUUUUGAUUCAAGCACGGAACACCGUUCGCUUGGGUUUAUUGUUUGAGGCGAAUGUGUAGGUAUAUCCAAGUGUUGCGUGUAUGAUAGAAAUCUGAGCUUUCGUUGCGCGAAGCGAAAGCUUUCGGGUUUUCUUUGCGUUGUCUAGUCUCCAUGACAGGCUAAGGAGACGAAAACUUUCUUAGCAACAAAUUCACGCGAAUGGAUAGAUGAAAGCGCAACGAAGUUUUAUUAUUUACGUUUCAUCAAUUUAUUGAUUCCACGAGAUUCAUAUCCACUCAACCUAUCCCACUUUGAUUCUACCAAUACAUAGGUACUACAAAGCCUAUUUAUGAAUGGAUGCACUGUUACUCAAAAAAUCGCUGCAAAAAAUGCAUCUAAGUCCAUCCAUAAAACUGUUUUCGAUUCUUGUAUAUAUGAUUAAGACCACUGCAUUCGCUAUAUUUAUGUGUACUUUAGGAAAAUUACAAUAACGGCAAAAUAAAACUAUAAAGCUUGUCCUAUACAAGAACUGUGACUAUAUUGUCUAAAACAUGAUUUUUAAGCAUCGGUCUGGUUGUUUAUUGCACACAAUAGAAUUUUUUUUAAAUUUUAAAGCAGUUUCAGAUAUUAGUUCGGUUUCCAUCACAGUUUUCUGUCUGCUUUCUUUAAUCGGAUUCGAUCGCUCAUUGUAAAUAAAAUGACCUGAUGAGCAAGACGGUUUGAUUCAUGAAGUGAACUGUAGAAAGAAAUGUUUGAUUAAUUAUUAAUCCAAAUGUAAUAAGAAAUUAAAUAUUUCACGUAUUGCAGUCCUACGUCUGCAAUUCGUACAAUCCGAUAGGGCUGUCCCUUGUAGUUUUUUCUCUUGUUUGGUGCUACUCCAUGAUGUUGGAAGCGAGGGGCGAUUCACUUCAGCAUUUUCGAUUCAGACUUACGUAUUGAGAGACGCAUUUGUGUAUUUUUCGUGAAAUGAUAUGUAUUUUGUGUAUUGAUGAAUUUGUUUAUAAUUCUUAUGUAUUAGAGUAUUA